GUACGAUGGCUGGUACGCAUCCAGAGUCCAGGCCAGGUGUUGGUACGCGUCCAGAGACUAGUGUGCAGCCAGAUGCUGGGGCUGGUAUCCACACAGAGGCUGAUGCAGAUGCUGGUAUGCGUCCAGGGGCUGGUAUCCGUUCAGAGUCCGGACCAGAUGCUGGGGAUGGUAUCCAUCCAGGGGCUGCGCCAGAUGCUGGUAUGCGUCGAGGUCCUGGUAUCCAUCCAGAUACUGGUAUGCGUCGAGGUCCUGGUAUCCGCCCAGAGGUUGGUAUGUUCUAGUCUUAUGAUUUCCAUGUUUAUUUAAUUUCUCGUCAAGUAGAUCUGGAAGAUGAGAAUGGAAACAUCAAUUCCUGCUCAUAUAAAGACUCCUUCCAGUCAGAUUUACCUGCUGUUUGAAUUUUUUAGAGACUAAAGUUAAAGGAAAAAAAUGAUGUUUUGAGACUUCAUCACAGUUUUCUCCAAUGGUACCCCUUCUUAAUAUAUGCCUGCAUUUGUUGCUACAGCUGCAUGCGCAGUCCAGCAUAGAGGUAGCGUGCUUUAAAGUUAACGGAGGGUGCAUGGUUACUAUUGUGAGAUAAUAAUUGUAUCUGGGUCUG
Molecule: messenger RNA, 598 nt
Organism: Panicum virgatum (switchgrass)
Lineage: Eukaryota; Viridiplantae; Streptophyta; Magnoliopsida; Poales; Poaceae
Exons: 3
Coding region: 6-281 (91 amino acids)
Source: RefSeq, a predicted model, not a curated record